Messenger RNA from Microthlaspi erraticum, 1521 nucleotides. The record is from the annotation of a GenBank genome assembly. NCBI's taxonomy places the organism in Eukaryota, Viridiplantae, Streptophyta, Magnoliopsida, Brassicales, Brassicaceae.
AUGAUCACUCGUGGUAAGACCGGGAUCCGCAAACCCAAUUCCAAGUAUGUUCUCUCUGUGGUGAAUGCUAAAUGCGACGAUUGGAUUCCCACGACAGUCGCACAAGCACUAGCUGAUCCACGAUGGAGAGCGGCCAUGGGUGAUGAAUACAAUUCUCAUCUGCGCCAUAGAACCUACUCCCUGGUCCCAUCCUCUCCUAAUCAGAACAUUGUAGGUACUCGCUGGAUUUACACAGUUAAGUAUGCUCCUGAUGGCUCAGUUCGCAGGUUAAAAGCUCGUUUUGUUGCGAAAGGCUACUCUCAACAGCCGGGCAUUGACUACACAGAAACGUUUAGUCCUGUCAUCAAAUCGACCUCCCUCCGAACAGUCCUCGACGUUGCUGUCUACAUCAAUCAACCCACUGGUUUCGUAGACCCUGACAAUCCAACACAUGUUUGUCGCCUCCACAAGGCUCUCUAUGGUCUUAAGCAAGCACCUAGAGCUUGGUAUCUUGAGCUCAGCAACUUCCUGCUAUCCGCUGGAUUUCUCAACUCUGUUGCUGAUACCUCUCUGUUCAUUCUCAAGAAUGGUCACAGUCUCCUCUACAUGCUCGUCUACGUUGACGACAUCAUUGUCACUAGCAACGAUCAGCGCCUCCUCGACCAGACUCUUCACUCCUUGGCAACUCGGUUUUCAGUCAAAGAUCCAGAAGACCUUAACUACUUCUUGGGCAUUGAAGCUCAUCGUACACCCUCUGGAUUACAUCUCACACAACGCAGGUACAUUCUGGAUCUUCUCACACGCUGUAAUAUGUUGGAUGCCAAACCUGUGAGUACACCAACGGCGAGUACACCUAAGCUGACUCUAGCAUUCACGAGACCCGACGUCUCCUAUGCAGUGAAUCGGUUGUCACAGUUUAUGCAUGCUCCAACUUCUGAGCAUUGGAAUGCCGUCAAGAGAGUGCUGCGAUAUCUUGCUGGUACUAGCUCCCAUGGCCUCUUCUACAGCAAAAACAAUCCAUGCUCACUCCACGCCUACUCCGAUGCCGACUGGGGAGGAGAUCGUGAUGAUUAUAUCUCCACCAAUGCUUACAUCGUGUAUCUCGGUAAGCAUCCUAUCUCCUGGUCCUCCAAAAAGCAAAAAGGAGUCGCGAGGUCAUCCACUGAAGCGGAAUACCGGUCAGUCGCCAAAACAUCUGCUGAAUUAUGCUGGAUUAGUUCGCUCCUCUCUGAAUUAGGCGUUCGAGUUCCUGCUCCUCCUGUCAUCUACUGUGACAAUGUAGGAGCCACUUACCUAUGUGCAAACCCUGUCUUCCACUCACGCAUGAAACACUUGGCACUGGACUAUCACUUCAUUCGAAAUCAGGUGGCCUCAGGAACUCUACGUGUGGUUCAUGUGUCCUCAAAAGAUCAACUCGCAGAUGCAUUAACUAAACCGCUGACACGCGCACCCUUCACGGAUCUUACUUCCAAGAUUGGAGUCUCGCACACUCCCUCCAUCUUGAGGGGGCGUAUUAAGGAAAGUACAUCUCCUAGUCAAUAA